UUCCUUAAGGCAAACGCUAUGUAGAUUUUGCAGCUUUAUGUUAAGGCAAUAUGUGUUCACAUCGCAUCAUUGAUUAAGGAAGUUUAUUUUACGAUUUUCAGUUAGUUACAUUUAUUUAUAACCUAUCCUUGCGCAUUGUAUUCAAAACAACAGUAUUAGGAAAACAUAUUAUCGGGACUAAAAACAAAACGAACCAUUAAAUCUGAUAUAGUUUAUCUGACUGAACAGUGAAAAUGGCGGACAACAGAGGAUAUGGAACUAUGCCGCCCGGAGCCCCUGGUCCACACCAACCAUCCCCAGGGCCAUACCCUCCGAUCGGGCAGUAUAUGCCUGUAACACCUAAUUGUAUGGCAUGUCGGGUUGGCUUCAUGCAAGAGGGGUACUCCAUUGUUGGUAUUAUACUUGCCAUCGUCUUUUUCCCUAUCGGCAUCCUUUGCUGUCUGAUGAUGAAAGAGAAGAAAUGUUCAAACUGUGGGUCUACCGUUUCCAUGUAAAGCCGGGAUAUCUACGAACUUAUAAUGAAGAAAGAUUGGUGUUGAUGUGUACAUAUCUUACAUUGUGCCUCAUUAUUUCUACAUGGAUCCAUAACCCUACUUACAUAGCAUUAUUGGAGACUUUAACCCUAAUAUAAAAAAGUGCCAAUGAAAAAACGUUAUUUUGUGUUUUUGAAGGUAUUAAUACAUGUAUAUUAUUUUAAUGCUUGUUUGAUUUUCAUGGAGAUGUUUUGUUAUGUCCUAGUUUGUUAUACUAUAAGAUGUAAGGGGAAUUCUAAUUUCAUACCGAGUAUGAAUUGUUAAGAACUAUGCUUUUCCUAAUCUCUCUACAUAAUAACUUGUAAAUUUUAAUUCACUUUCUAAGAUUUCUAAAUCUUGUUCUAUCUCGCUGAAUUUAUUAAACAUAUUGUCCAUUUAUACACAAGAUGCUUUGCACUUUAAGAAAACCCGUGUCAGGGAAAAAUAAUCUUGUAACUGAAACCGCACUCAGCGGGAUUUGAGUCAUAUCGACGUUUUUCAUUUAAAACUUCCUGUUCAAAUAACAUCCAUAUCUAUAGAACACGCUUCCGGGUGUGAUGUUCCACGUUAUGGUGGUAUAGAUGCUCUGUGGUGUACCGCAUUUGCUCUUUAAAACUUAAGUGUAUGUUGCAAGUGUGCAACGUAACUCGUACUGUUUUUCGACCAAUUGUGUUGACAAUAAUACAAACAAAUUCGUUGCAGUGGUAAUUAUUAUAUUACUUUUUUCCGCUAUAUUAAAACGAUGUUGUUAAUGAUGAUAAUGAUAGAUUUUACUAUUAUUAUUAUAUAAUUAAAAAUGAAAAAUUGA
This is a messenger RNA of Dreissena polymorpha, 1320 nucleotides long. RefSeq names its product brain protein I3-like. The record is from RefSeq and is a predicted model, not a curated record. The coding region runs from base 234 to 494 and encodes 86 amino acids. The transcript has 4 exons. NCBI's taxonomy places the organism in Eukaryota, Metazoa, Mollusca, Bivalvia, Myida, Dreissenidae.